AUGCCUUCUUAUGUCGUGACAGGAGCCUCGCGCGGCCUAGGCUAUGCCUGGAUUACUCACCUUGCCUCUCUCUCAUCCAAUACGGUCAUUGCUAUCGUACGAAACAAGUCGGCAACAGAGGCUCGCCUAUCUAAAGACGGAAUCACGAACAUCCAUGUUCUCUCUGCCGAUGUCACAGACAUUGCGGCAGUGCAAGCGGCAGCCGAUGCGACUGCCACCAUCACGGGCGGUGGUCUGGAUAUCCUCAUCCACAAUGCUGCAUUGGUCAGCGAACGCAGCGCGUUCAAAACACCACUUGAGAUGCCACCCCAAGAAUUCGAAGAUGACUUGAUGGAAAGUUUCAAGGCGAAUGUWGUGGGAGCCUCGCACGUCCUCUCUUCUUUCCUGCCUUUGAUCCGGAAGGGAAACGUGAAGAAGAUGAUCGUGACCAGCACUGGGAUGGCAGAUGAGGGCCUUGUAACUGGCUUUGAUGUUGCGGUUGCGGCUCCGUAUAGUAUCUCGAAAGCUGCAGUCAAUAUGCUGGUUGCCAAGUACCAUGCAACUGUCGGGAGGAGCGAGGGAAUCCUGGUGCUGGCUAUGAGUCCCGGUUAUGUCGAUACGUCGGAGGGCAAGUCGACGAGCGAAGAAGACCUCAAGGUAGCACAAGCUAUGGGCGCGAAGUUUGCUAAAUUCGCUCCUCAUUUUACUGGCCCGACUUCGCCAUCACAGAGUGUGGAGGACCAGUUGAAGGUGAUUGAGAGAGCGACCGUUGAGGAGUUUGGCGGUCAAUUUGUCAGCCACUUUGGCAACAAGAGGUGGUUGUGA
Messenger RNA from Ramularia collo-cygni, 804 nucleotides. Its product is annotated as related to protoporphyrinogen oxidase. The transcript is spliced from 2 exons. Lineage: Eukaryota; Fungi; Ascomycota; Dothideomycetes; Mycosphaerellales; Mycosphaerellaceae. The record is from RefSeq and is a predicted model, not a curated record. Gene Ontology annotation, molecular function: oxidoreductase activity, acting on the CH-OH group of donors, NAD or NADP as acceptor. The coding region runs from base 1 to 804 and encodes 267 amino acids.